GCCGCUUUAAUUAAUGAGACCGCCGGAGAGAAGAGGAGGGAGACGCCGAGGAUGCAGAUGAAGAGAGAAGCAGCAUCCGCCGGUCGCCCUCCAUCUUCUCCCUGCAGGAGGACGCCGCGUGUCGCCGCUUCGUUUCACCGCCUUGAGGUGCUGAUACCGGGUGUAAUCUGAACCCGCAUGCCUGCAGGAAAACCUCCAAGAUCCCCCCCGCCUCCCUCCUCUGCUCUCCAUCCUGCGAUGCAUGCACUGUCGAUGCGUCACAGCCGUUCAUCCUGCGUCGUUUCUUCCGCGUCGCAGCCUCCUUGCAUGUUUGGGUUAUGAAAUCGGCUGCAAAAACGCGGCCUCCUCUCUCCUGCUCCACACAUGGACUCUGUAGCCUCCAUGGCUUAUGUUAAACGCGUCAACAUUUCCGCGGAUUGCGCGUCCUUGCUCGCCUACCCGGCCUUUUGCUUCUCUACUCUCCUGUUCGCCGCCCAUGCGUCACCGCUGCCGCGCCACCGCAUCUCCGCCUCUUCCGCACAUGGACUCUGAGAUCUAACGUCGUCUGCGCGUCUGCCGCUGAUGCGGUGCGCCUGGGUGCUCGCCGUCUCCUCGUCCUGGCCGCUCAGUGAUCCUCCGCUCCGGGGGGGCUGGUGUCCGCAGAGAGGCAGGAUGGUGCGGAUCGCCAGCGCGCUGGGGCUGGUCAUGUUCAGCGUGGCGCUGCUCAUCCUGUCGCUCAUCAGCUACGUGUCAAUCAAGAAGGACUUCAUGCUCAGCACCCCCAGAUACGGAGCCAACGGAGGACCCAGGAUGUCCAUGUUCCACGCGGGGUUUCGCGAGAGGCCGCCUCGUAAACCUGACCUGAGCUCCCAGCUGGCACUGAAGUAUCUGGAUCCAGCUUUCACCCCUCUGACCAACUCUCUCAGCGAGGACCUGCAGAACUCCUCCAAAUGGACCUACAACAGCACUGCUUUUUUACAACUGAAAAAGGAGAUCUCUAAAUACAUUGACAUCCCCCACAACUUCACUCUGAUCAGAGACUCCGUCCGAAUCGGACAGCUGAUGCACUACGACUACUCCAGCCACAAAUACGUCUUCUCCAUCGGCGAGAACUUCCGCUCACUCCUCCCCGAGGUCUCGCCGAUCCUCAACAAGCACUACAAUAACUGCGCCGUCGUUGGCAACAGCGGCAUCCUCACCGGCUCGCGCUGUGGCCCCCAGAUAGAGAAGUUUGACUUUGUCUUCCGCUGCAACUUUGCACCAACCGAGAUCUUUAAGAAGGACGUUGGGCGUCGGACCAACAUGACGACCUUUAAUCCCAGUAUCUUGGAGAAAUACUACAACAAUUUGCUGACCGUGCAGGACAGGAACAACUUCUUCUUGAGUCUGAAGAAGCUCGACGGCGCCAUCCUGUGGAUCCCAGCGUUUUUCUUCCACACGUCAGCAACGGUGACAAGGACGCUGGUCGACUUCUUCGUGGAGCAUCGAGGUCAGCUGAAGGUCCAGCUGGCCUGGCCCGGAAACAUCAUGCAGUAUGUCAACAGCUACUGGAAAACCAAGCAGCUGUCGCCGAAGCGCCUGAGUACUGGCAUCCUGAUGUACACGCUGGCGUCCUCCAUGUGCGAUCAGAUCCACCUCUACGGCUUUUGGCCCUUCGGCUGGGACCCCAACACGGGGAAGGAGCUGCCGUACCACUAUUAUGACAAGAAGGGCACCAAGUUCACCACCAAAUGGCAGGAGUCCCAUGAGCUGCCUGCUGAGUUCAAACUGCUCUACAAGAUGCACAUGGAGGGACUGUUGAAGCUCUCGCUCUCCCACUGUGCUUAGGGCUAAAACUGCAGCGCUCCCUCAGACUCCUCUCUUCCACAGGCCAGAGUAGCCGAAAUGACGAGGCAGAUGAGGGAAGGAUUCAUGUGGUUUUGCCAAAAUCAAAGUCUUGGCUCGGGGUCAGUGCACUGGGCUCAAACUGUUUUUAGCCCAAAAGCUCCAUUUGACAAACCGUUGGUGCAGCUCAAGAAAUGAGUAAUGUUCAUUUUCUACUGCUCAAGAAUCUAAAGACGAAGAGUUUUGGAAAAGGUGGCUGCAGGCGGACUUCUAAGGCAGCGUUGCUCAGCGCUUCACGGUGUUUUUAUUCACUGUUCACUCUUAGGACUAAAGCUACAGAUCAGCAGACUGAUCGCUUAAAACCAACACUACCACUGCAUAAAAGAAGGCACGUCCAUCCUUCAUUUCUACGAGACUACCUUGUCAUAGCAGUUCGGUUCCUGACGUGGUGUCAUGCCAAUGCUCUGGCAGCCCAAAUUUCUGGAGCCCCUUUAGUCUGAAAAUGUCCCAUUGGAUCCGAAGUCCAUUCCUCCAUCAGUCUGUUAUCCCAAAAGCAAACGUCCAUUGCUCAGAUGUCUCAUUUCUCCAAAAAUACACAGUCUGUGUAGUUAGUUUCAUUUUCCCAGCAGUGUUUGAGCCACCAAUUGUUAGUCCAGUUAGCCAAUAAUCCCUGCGGUCACUUUCUCAGUGGCACUGAGCCACCAGUAGCGGGUGGUUUUAUCGACCAUUUGGCUGAAUCUAUAUGUCCACCUUUUACAUUUGUGGACUUCUCUCAUACGUUUUGUGACGAUGUCAUCACGUGAAGUUUGCGGGGGCCGAGACUGCAAGCUGCCGAUAGAAAGGCCUCGAGUCUGUUUCACUUGUUGCCAUGGAAACAAGCACAAUCAUGUACACAGUGAUUGCUGUUGUUAUAUUCUGUCUGCUCAUCUGUCCCGACGGAUAAUUUAAAUCCCAAGUUUCGUCUUUUUUGCGCCCGCAAAGUCCAGAGAUUUGCAUUCAGCCUUUGUGGUAUUUCCCAGUGGUGUUUGAGCCAUCGAUUUCGGGUGUUUUUUACCGACCCUUCACAGAGUUUCCCAGCUACAUCUGAGCCACUGAACUCAGGUGUUUUUCACCGAACCAUUACUGCUUUUCAAGCAACUUUUGUUCCACCGAAACAUGGAUGUUUUGAGGGAAAACAUUACAUUUUCCUCACUAUAGCCAAGUGUUUUUCUAACCACACAAUCACCACAGCACAGUUUACAGAUGUAAUGCAUCGGUAGUUUACAGAAACCUACAAUGUGAACAACAGCAAGGAAAGAGCAUUUUUGGAGAAACUGGACUGCGGAGCAUGCACAUUUGUUUUUUGGAUAAUAAGCUGUCAGAGGAAAUGGAUUUUUGGUUCAAUAGUACAUUCUUCGUACUAAGUUUGGGUCAAUAAAGCAGUGGGCAGUCCCUCCUGAUGAAGGUUGCCCAGGCGAAAUAUAUGAACCUCGAUCAGUACUUUGCUGCAGUUUCCCGUCCAUGCGAGCACUGCUGUAACAAAAUCUCUGUCCAAAUGAAUAUACAAUUGAAGCGCUGUCAAGUUCUUGCAGAUAAAGUGUUAACAUGCCUCACAUAUCCAUUAACAUUUACACAUCCAGCAGUUACAGAGCAACGUUAUCAUCACUUGUGUUGCUGUUGUGUCCACCUGAUGAAUGUAAGUUCAAUAUUAAAUCUCUUUUAGCUCCGUUUUUGGUCUCCACCUCCUGAGAGAAAUAUUUGGCUCUUUAGCUGCUUAAAUGCUCCACUUUCUUCACCAGCAAGUUGUUAACUAUCUCUAAGAAGCACAGAGAGGCACAGAGAGGUUUGUUGGAUUCAAGACAGUAAAUGUCAAAAUUAUGGAAAGAAGCUGAGCUGUUUGCUUACUUUUUUUUUUUAGUAAGUUUAGAUGUGCAUAUGGUAACAUUACCACAAGAACAAAUUUGAGGAGUUACUGCAAAUGUACCACGAAUAAACGUCAAUUCUACGAUGUAGUUUAGGAAUAGGCUGUGGGCUGUGUUCAAAAAUAUUUGAAAAUUUUAAAAUUAUGUGUUUAUUUAUAUAAAAGUGACAACCCUACUUUGUAAAGAUUACUAAUGUAGCUGGUUUUGUGGCCAGCACUAUGCAACUUUCAGCCGCUAUUCAUCACCCUGACAUCCAUACUUUUACUUCCCACCUCACUACAUAACUGCCUCACUACAAUCUGCUUUGGUACCAUUUGAUAACACUGCAAAUUCAUCUACAUAAUUUAAGGUAUAUUGACUGCAAUUUGAGACAGAAAUAAUUACCUUUGACAACAAAAUGAGGACACAAACCAGAUGUUUGCCCUAUACUGAAGCACACUGCAUUUAUCUUUAAAGAUACACUAUGACUAUAUCUAUGUGAAGAAGUUUCAGAUCUUUUGUUUGUUAAGAAACUUGUUUGAGCAACAAAAAAAAUCAGGAAAAACAUCUUGAACUGAAUUCCGAUUUCUUACUUUCUUGGCCUGUUUAUGUGAUUUUAAUAUGUCCAACAUAAGACAGCAUGAGACAAGAGGAUAAACGCAUAAUUCCUGAAGCCGGUAGAGUUUUUUUUUGUUGGAGCGGGAUGAUUCAAACUGUAACAAAACAGUCUGUCAAAAAGAAAACGCGACAUCUCAACACCAUUUUACAUAUGAUGACUUCAACCACAGACACAUGAUUUCCAAGCAUAUCAAAUCUGAAUGAUAAUAUUUGGCGUGUGCUUUCUGUUUAUGUAUUUUCAUAUUUGCUGCAGUGUGUUAAUGAGACAACAAAAGCUAGAGAAACUGGGACUAUUUUUUUAAUCCGCUGCUGAAUCUCAGCGCUGUCUCACCUUUUUAUUUGUUGUUUUUUUAGUCUGCUAUGGUUUCAUUCCAACAUGAGACAUUUAUGACUUGAAACGUGACAUUUUCAGGACUUUGACAAAAAGAUUGUUGGCAUGAAGGUUAAACUUACAAUUUAAUACUCUCAGUAAUAAUGUUAUUUUUUGACUUGAGCACAUUACGAACUCCUUAAUGAGAUGUAAAUGUGUUUUAUUUUUGUCUUCUUUUGUUGCCUUUUAUUUUUGUAAUGUAAAAUAUCAGUCAGUAUCAGGUAACAUUUCUCCAGAAUGUAUUUUUUUGCAUUUUGAAUGAUAUUAAUAACUCUGGCUCCAUCCAUAUCGACAUGCCUGUAGAGAUCACUCUAUGAAGGGUAAUAUAUAC
Messenger RNA from Plectropomus leopardus (leopard coralgrouper), 5002 nucleotides. It is a transcript of the gene st8sia3, whose product is annotated as ST8 alpha-N-acetyl-neuraminide alpha-2,8-sialyltransferase 3. The record is from RefSeq and is a predicted model, not a curated record. Gene Ontology annotation, molecular function: alpha-N-acetylneuraminate alpha-2,8-sialyltransferase activity. Gene Ontology annotation, biological process: N-glycan processing; oligosaccharide metabolic process. NCBI's taxonomy places the organism in Eukaryota, Metazoa, Chordata, Actinopteri, Perciformes, Serranidae.